This is a messenger RNA of Phragmites australis (common reed), 1789 nucleotides long. RefSeq lists its product as uncharacterized. The record is from RefSeq and is a predicted model, not a curated record. Lineage: Eukaryota; Viridiplantae; Streptophyta; Magnoliopsida; Poales; Poaceae. Gene Ontology annotation, molecular function: zinc ion binding. The transcript is spliced from 3 exons. The coding region runs from base 513 to 1247 and encodes 244 amino acids.
CAACUCCACUGUAUCCACCACUUCCACAGAUUCACAGGGAGCAGUCUUGAGCUGCACUCUUGUCCACGAGUCGAGUCCAGGGCCCAUGGUCACGACCAUAAGAUGCAUCAGAUGAGAGCCCAACCCCCUGCUCUCUCUCUCUCUCUCUUCGGACAAGUACAGGGCUCGUCUUUCUCUUUCUCACUCCUCUUUUCUCUUCACUGUGUGUGUGGCCAGGCGGCAGCACACAUAAUCCGUUCUCUCUCCCUUGGUUUCUCUUGUCCUCUUGCGGCGAUGGACCAAGAAGCCUCACGGGAACCCCACCCUUGAGCCGUCCAGUGCCGCAUUAGUGGGUUCCAUCCCUCUUUGCUUCUCGUGGUCGCAUUGCCUGUAUUUCUUGAUUUUGUCCGUCUUGGUUUUUUCUUGAUUCUUGGACGUGGUGGGAUUCGGAUAGGAGUGCGGCGGCGGCGGUUUUAUUGAUCGCGUUUCUUGAUGUUUAGGUUGAAGUAGAUAUUUCAGUUUGAGGAGGAGGAAUGGUGGGCGGCGGAGAGCAGUCGGCGAUCGACCCCGAGGCCAAGGACCUCGAGCGCGGCGAGCGGCGGUGCGAUGCGGGUGAGUUCGGGGACGCCGGCGACGAGGAGGAGGACGAGGAAGCCAGCCAGUAUUUCUCGGACGCGGAGGACCGGUCGUGGCCGUCGCACUCGCGCCACAACUCCGCCGCCUACGAGGACUACAUUUCGCCGUGCGCGUCCGCCCGCGCGAGCUCCGUCGACGCCGACGGAGAGGCCGCCGGGGAGCACUGCAGGAAGUCAUCCUGCGUGUCGGAAGGCUCGCUGGACGACGUCGACCUGGAGGCGGGGCUGGCCGAGAUCAUCAAGACCAGCCCCGAGAAGGCUGAGCAGAACUGCCGCAUUUGCCACCUCGGUCUUGAGAGCGCGGCGGCCGAGUCCGGCGCCGGGAUCACGCUCGGUUGCUCCUGCAAGGGCGACCUGUCCUACGCCCACAAGCAGUGCGCCGACACCUGGUUCAAGAUCAGAGGCAACAAGAUCUGUGAAAUAUGCAGCGCAACUGCAUGCAACGUGAUAAUUUUCAGCGAUCCGGAGUUCAGUGACCAGUGGAGUGAAACAAACAACAUAGCUGCUGUGCAAGCGCCACCAGCUGAAACCCGGAGAUUUUGGCAAGGGCAUCGGUUUCUCAACUUCCUUCUUGCUUGCAUGGUGUUUGCCUUUGUCAUCUCUUGGCUCUUCCACUUCAACGUCCCAGGCUGAGUUUUGAGCGCACAUGGUCUCCUCAAUAAAAGCACCAAAGCCAUUACUCCAAACAAGUGGGUAAGAUCUAGCAAAUCUGAAGAACAGGCUGGGGUGAAGUAAAGUUAGAAGUGGUACAAAAAAAAAAAGAAUAUGGCAGUGGCAUGAUGAUCUUACAUUUGUCUGUGGUGAAUGCCUUUCCUUUGGCAAAGAUUAAAGAUGACGAUCCCGUACGGAGGGAAACUCGAUGAACAUCUUCUGCCCGCUCCGAAAAUGGAUUGAGGUGAAAGCAGCGAAUAGAAGAUCUGCUCCUCGAACGUUAAUGCUUUGGUGGUUUGAAGAUCAGGAUUGUUUUAGUCUACUCAUUUUCUUGCUUUCCAACUAUUUACCAUUUUGCCAGCUGCUUUGGUGUGAUCCUGUGCAGAUUCCUUUCUGCUUACCCUCUGUUCCAGUGCUUAUGACCCAGUUUAGGGUCAGCGGAUUACCGUCCUUAGUAAGAGAAAUCUACUGUCAAGUAAUUGCUGAAGCAUGUUGCUGAAAAGAAUAAAGAUGAUACUGCGAAA